Molecule: messenger RNA, 2142 nt
Organism: Entamoeba dispar SAW760
Lineage: Eukaryota; Evosea; Mastigamoebida; Endamoebidae
Exons: 1
Coding region: 1-2142 (713 amino acids)
Biological process (GO): retrograde transport, endosome to Golgi
Cellular component (GO): GARP complex
Source: RefSeq, a predicted model, not a curated record
AUGGAAAAAGCACAACCAUCAACAAAUCCAAUUGAUCUUAAUAGUGAAUGUUUUGAUCCUGUUUCAUUUAUUAAUAGGAAUAUAGCCAUAUACGAUAAUGAUAAAAUAAAUAAAUUAGCAGAAAGUACUGUGAAAGAACAAAUUGCAAUUCAAAAAUCAGUGUUUGAAACACUCCAAAAACAAGAACGACUUGAAGAAGAAGCGACAAAGUCAUUAAGAAUAGCUCCUGACAAAUUUAAUGAUGUUAGACAAUCUUUAAAUUCACUUAAUGGGGAUACCCAAUACACUGAAGCUUUAUUGAAAGGUAUUUGUGAUGGAGUUACUUUGUUGGGGUUGGCAAGAACAAACAUUGGAUUUGUUGUUAAAUUACUACAUCAUCUUCAACAAUUAGAUAUUUUAAUACAUACUUGUGAACAAGCAUUAAAAGAUAAUUUACCUUUAAGUGCUGCUGAUUCUUUAAGAACUGCAAAAUUAAUAAUUGAAACAUAUGCUGAUGUGAAAGAUAUAGAUGUUUUUGCAACUACUAUUAUGAAACUUCAUCAUCUUUGUAAUGAUAUAAUAACAAUAACUAAAGAAGUUGUUGUUCAAUUUGAAUCAAAUGGAAGUAAUAAACGACAAAUGAGAGAUUAUUUUAGUUUAGUUGAUGAAUUAUUUGAUGAAUAUAAACAUAGUUUUAUUUCCUAUUUAGCAACUCAUCUAACAUUGGGAUAUGCAAAUGCAUUUCCUUUAAAUGCACCACAAUCAAGUCUUUCUAAUAUUGAUCAAAGAUAUAAAUGGUUUUUAGAUAAAAUUAAAGUUGCAAAACAAAGAUAUGAUAAUACUUUACCUUCUAGUUGGAGAUUUUGGGAAGUUAUGGCACAAGACUUUUGUGCCACUUCAAAGGAAUCAUUUCAUGAAUUGCUUGAAAAAUCAUCAAAAGGUGAUUCAGAACAAUUUACUACAUGUUUAGUAAAAGCAAUUAGAACUACAAGAGCAUUUGAAAAAGAGAUAUUAAAAAGAGUAUCAACUAAUAAAGAUAAACCUUUAAUUUUUGAAGGAAUUAUUGGAAAAUGUUUUGAUGGAUAUAUGGAUUUCUAUAUUGAAAAAGAACGAGAAAAUGUUAUGACAUUCUUAAAUAAAUUUAUAAAAGAAGAAUAUUUUGAAGUUGAUAGUGGGGUUGUUGUUUUGUUAUCAUCUAAAGAUUUGAUUUUAUAUUAUAGAAAAUGUAGUGAGAGAUGUGUUUCAUUAACUCAUGGAGAACCAUUAAUGGAAUUAUGUAAAGUUAUUGCAAAUUGUACUGUAGAAUAUGCUAAAAGUCUUCAACAACGAAUGAACACAUCAAAUAAAAGAGAAAUGAUUAAAAGACAAUGUCUUGUAAUUAAUACAUUAAAAUAUAUUUAUUUUCGUAUUGAAAGAUUAUUGACAGUGUCAUUUGCUGAAUUAGGUGAAGAAAUUAAAGAGCCAAUGACAAGUAUGCAAAGUGGAAUUAUUAAAAUUGUUGGAGAAAUAGUUGAACAAUUAGUUGUAACUAUACUUAAACCUGUUGAUGAUAUUAUGAUUAAUAUGACAAAGGAAAAUUGGUCUCCAGUUGAAGGAGAAACAAAUUGGGAGAUAGAUUAUGUUGAUAAAAUGACAAUUUGUAUUAGAAAAAGUAUGGGUAUUAUUGAUGACUAUUUAGUUAAUGAUUAUUACCUUCAAAUAUGUGAAUUAACAACUGCACUUUUUUGUGAAAAGUAUAUUGAUACUCUUUUUAAAUUAAAAAGAAUUAAUGAAUUUGGUGCACAAAUGUUAUUAAUGGAUUAUAGUCAAGGAAAAAACUUCUUCUUAAAAUUGCCAAAUAGAAAAACUCCUAUUACACUUGAUGGAAUAGGAGAUACAAGUGUAAAAAAUACUAUUUAUGAUAUUAAUGAAUAUUCAACUGAAUGUUCUAAAGAAUAUUCAAAAGCAGAAGGAAUUUUAAAAGUUUUACAAAUUACAGAUAAAGACAAAGCAAUGUCUACUUGUCAAUAUUUCUUCCCAGAAAUGAAUACAGAUUUUUUCCCAAGAGUUUGGGCAUUACGUGAUAAUGGGGUAUUAAGUGCUGUUACUUCUAAAUUGAAUUUCUCAUUUUAUAAAGGUAAAAAAGAACAAAUAUCAAAAGCUUUCUCUACAAUCUUGAAUUAA